Messenger RNA from Ruditapes philippinarum (Manila clam), 3669 nucleotides. Its product is annotated as homeobox protein PKNOX1-like. NCBI's taxonomy places the organism in Eukaryota, Metazoa, Mollusca, Bivalvia, Venerida, Veneridae. The record is from RefSeq and is a predicted model, not a curated record. Gene Ontology annotation, biological process: regulation of transcription by RNA polymerase II. The transcript is spliced from 10 exons. The coding region runs from base 228 to 1751 and encodes 507 amino acids. Gene Ontology annotation, molecular function: RNA polymerase II cis-regulatory region sequence-specific DNA binding; DNA-binding transcription factor activity, RNA polymerase II-specific.
UCAGCUUUAGAUUGAAUUGUUCUUGAACCGUGUUGUUAAUAUGCACAUUGACCUACUUUUUAACGCGGCUGUGUAAUUUAACUUACGCAUACACCUUAGUAGAAAAAAGUAGGUCAGGUGACGUGAAAAUGAAAGUGAAAGUAGCAUUCAAGGGAAAAAGAGAAAAUUGUACUGUUAUGAUUGGAAUGGAUACAAGAGUGUGCAGUCAGAACUAGAGAAUGUAAACAAUGUCUGUUGUGACUCACGUAAUUCCUCAGUCAUUUUCUGAUGGCCAGAUCAUCAAUAUAGUCACUCCCACUGUCGGUAUUGGACAACAAGAUGGGGCUUCACCAAACAGUGUGUCAGCCCAUCUUGUUGGGGGAACAUUUACAGCAACACCAAUACAGAAUGUACAAGCAUUACCUGCAGAACCAAACCUUGAAAAAGACAAACAAGCAAUAUAUACACAUCCCUUGUUUCCAUUGAUGGCUCUUAUGUUUGAGAGAUGUGAGCAAGCGUCGUCUGCUACAGAUUUCCCCUCACCAGAGGGCGUUCUUGCAGACAUGCAAGCAUUUGUACUUCAUCAGGAAAAAGAGAAGAAAAGUCUUCUCUCAGGGGAUGAUGAUUUAGAUAAUCUGAUGAUAAAAGCAAUACAGGUGUUAAGAAUUCAUCUAUUGGAAUUGGAAAAAGUGAAUGAUUUAUGCAAAGACUUCUGCCAAAGAUACACUAACUGUUUAAAAGGCAAACUUCAAAGUGAAAACUUGUUACGAACAGAAUCGGACUAUGACCAGUCUAUGUUUGACGAACCGCCCAAAGAAGAAAUGUCACAACCAGUCCAAGCGAUAGUGUCGUCUGCUCCAGGGGGUGGGGUUAUACUGCAGCAGCCAUUUCAGUCUCAGGUUACGGCCAUGCCUACAUUGGGUCCUGGGCAGAUCAUGUCUGGUGGCACCAUCUAUCAAAUGGUGCAAACACCACAGGGACUUGUUGCACAACCUGUUCAGAUACAGUCACCCUCUAUUGGAACACCACUGAUACAUGGGAGUACACCAUUGUCUCAGAUAGGGGUGUCAGCUCCAGCUGCAGUUUCUACAUCCCCAUCCUCAUCAGUUGUGAAUACUUUAACUAAUGUGGGCAGUGGUUUUGACUCGGAUGAUGAUGAUUCCGGGAAAAAGAAGAAUAAAAGAGGUGUUUUACCAAAGAGUGCUACCCAAAUCAUGAAAUCAUGGCUCUUUCAACAUAUUGUGCAUCCAUACCCAACAGAAGACGAGAAGAGACAGAUUGCAUCACAGACCAAUCUAACACUUCUACAAGUCAAUAACUGGUUUAUAAAUGCCCGUAGAAGGAUUUUACAGCCAAUGCUAGAUGCUGGUAAUCCUGAACAAGCCAAGGCAAAAAAGGCCAAACCCCAGGGUAAACCUCCGCAGAGAUUCUGGCCAUUUGCUGGUAAUAACUCCCAGAAUGCAACUGCUGCAACUGGACUGACCACAGAAACUGUGACAACUUCUCCUCCAUCGGCGACCAGUCUGUCUUCAUUAUCAUCUAUAAACCAAACCAUUGUUAUACCUCCUGGGGCGUUUUUGACAACAGAUGGUCAGAUAGUGAGUCUGCAAGGAGCGAAUAUGGCGGCCAUGUUAAAUCAUGUGAAGCAGACGUCACCGUCUCCGCCCCCAGACGACAGUGUUGUAACUAAACAAGUUACGCCAAGUGACACAAACAAUAACAGUCAUAAUACUGACAGUGAAUCAAAUAAUGAAAAUGAAGAUUUAACUUGAUAGUGAAUCUGAUACAGUAUAUAAUUUAUGUCUUUGAAUUUUGAAAUAUUUAAAAUAGACAAUGCAAUAAUAGUAUCGUAGUUUAAAGGUUGAAUGAGAAUUAAACAUGACAUUAGACGUAUAUGUUAUCUCAUCUUACCUCAUGUUAUGGCUUACUGAUUUUCAUCAUCUUUCUUGUUCUACCUAGAAUGGUCCCCAUGAGUGCCAUUAUAUUUUUCUUGCAAAAUGUUAUAGUAAAAAAUGACUCGCCUCUCACUGAUUUAUAAACCGUUCAAUUUUUAGUAUAAAGUAAACAUGACUAUCAUGGUUUAAGCUAAUCAUGUAGGAUAAUAACAUCUAGGUCAAUAUAUCAUGUUUGUAGAUGACGCUAUAUAUAUGCAAAUGAUCACAUGAUUGGAUUACUAUGGUGUCCGCUGGGAUGCUGUAUCAGCACACAGUAUUAUACUAGAUAAUAAGACAAGCAAAACAAAUAAUCAAAGUUAAUUUAAAAAGAAAUUAACUUCAAUGUCACUUUUAUAGGCCUUCUACAUAAAGAAAAAUAUAAGUAAAAUUGGUAAAGUUUUUUUUAUUAAGAAUCAAGUCUAAUGAAGACUUGGGUUUCUGCCGCAAACUAUGGGUUGAACCCCUACUAGAAUCAUUAAAAGUGAUUUAUAAGUUGAAUGAAUUUGCUUCUCAAUUAAGCUUAAAAGAAUUAAUUUAAGGAUGUAACUUACAGAUUAAGUCUUAGAACUUAAUUAUCACUUUAAUCUGUGUAAUAGAUGUAAAGGAAGGGAAAUUUGCCAAAAAUGCAUAAUAUAUUUGGUAUUUACAGUGAUUUACAGGUAUUUACAACUCUAUUGAGAAGAAGCCUUAGCCUCUUGGGAAAACUUACCGCCAAAAUUGCUUAUUUGGGAAGUAAACCUGCAGGUUUAAGGUCAAUUUUUUUUUUGAAAACUGCUAUUUUUUUAAAGAAAAUUUCAAUUGGGAAGAGGCCUUUUUUGAGAGUCUGUUAUAUAAGCAGGAAAAACACUGGGUAUUAAGCUGCUGAAUUUCAUAAAUGGAUUUGUCCAGCUUCCAUUUGUGUAACUGUCCAUUAUCAAUAAAGAUGAAAAUGUAAAGUUACUUAGCUGACAGUAUAGACGCUGGCAGACUGCACUGAUGUACAGGCUGGCCUAGAUCUAUCCUGGUGGCAAAAGCUUGUCACUUUCAAUUCCAGCAAAUUAAGUGUUAAAAAAUCCUUUGGAAUGGCAUAGAAUUCUUUAUUUUAAGAACAUUCAAGGAAACAACUUUUAGUAUAUAUAAAAGAAAGUGAACAAGACUAUUUCUGCAUGACACAAAACCAGAAACAAAAACCAAACUUGUCGUCCUCUUUGGAUUGUAAUAUCCUUUGAGUGGUAAACAUUUCAUGUUUAAAACCUCAAAGUUAAGGACGCGAAACCAAUUGGCUUAUGCCGGCUGUAUAGAGCCAGGCAAGCGUGCUCCGCUAGACGAUAGGAUCAUACCUAUGGCUGAUUAAAUUAAAGUUAUUUAUAUAUAUAUUUUAUCACUGAAACAAGUGAUGUUCUAUACCUGAUCUUAAGGAGGACUAGUCCAUUAUACCUGAUGUAUCAUUUAGGUAAUAAGAAAGAAAGAUUCAUAUUAUUUCUUGCAUAGCAGACUGGCGUUUCUGUUAGUUUUACCAUGCCGGAAAUUUCAUCUGGCAUGGGUAAAACUAACACUGCUAUACAAUGGCAUGACUGGAUUGUUGCAAUUUUACUGUUAUGAAUGAAGUUGUAAUUUCAUACGCUGUUGUAAGAAAAUAUUUGUGUGUGUAAUGACCUAAAUUUCUAUGGUAAAAUAGUUUUUAUUAAGGUAAAGAAUUCAAUGGUCGUUAAAAUGGAAUAUGGUAGAAUAUGCAAGAAAAAUAUCUGACCUGCUUACUCUACAGAUCAGAAUAACA